AGGGCCUUUCCUCACCCGCCUGAGCUUGCUUUCAGUUGGCUACUCCACCUGCCACUGGUGCCAUGUGAUGGAGGAGGAGUCCUUCAAGAACAAGGAGAUCGGGGACAUCAUGAACAAGAACUUUGUGUGCAUCAAAGUGGAUCGUGAGGAGCGGCCAGAUGUGGACAAAGUGUACAUGACCUUCGUGCAGGCAACCAGCGGUGGAGGUGGCUGGCCGAUGAGCGUCUGGCUGACUCCGGACCUGAAGCCCUUUGCAGGGGGGACGUACUUCCCUCCUGAAGAUGGACUUCAUCGCGUUGGCUUUCGGACUGUGCUGCUCCGAAUCGCAGAGCAGUGGAAGGAGAACAAGGAUGCCCUGUUGGAGAACAGCCAGAAGAUCCUGGAAGCAUUGCUACGCAGGUCCGAGAUCCGUGUGCGGGGCCAGGAGUCCCCCCCGCCAGCCAAAGAGGUGAUGGCCACCUGUUUCCAGCAGCUCUCCAGCUCCUACGACGAGGAAUACGGCGGCUUCUCCGAAUCCCCCAAGUUCCCCACCCCAGUGAAUGUGAAUUUCCUCUUCACGUACUGGGCCCUGCACCGAACAACUCCAGAAGGUGCCCGGGCGCUGCAGAUGGCUCUGCACACCCUCAGGAUGAUGGCCCACGGGGGCAUCCAUGACCACAUCGCUCAGGGGUUUCACCGCUACUCCACGGACCAGCACUGGCACGUCCCUCACUUUGAGAAGAUGCUGUACGACCAGGGGCAGCUGGCAGCCGCCUACAGCAGAGCGUUUCAGAUCUCCGGCGAUCGAUUCUUUGCCGACGUCGCCCGAGACGUUCUGCUCUACGUCUCGCGGGACCUGAGUGACCAGUUCUGCCCGCAAGCAAAGGCUGAGCUCUCGCUGGCCGUGCGGCGCUGUGCCCCUCUCUGUGCCUGUCGCCGUGCCUGUGCCUACGCAGGGCUGAUGAUCUCGGGCUUUGCCCAGGCUGGGGUGGCCCUGGCCGAGCAGGGGUACGUGAGCCGGGCAGCGCGGGCAGCUGCCUUCCUGCGGAGACACCUUUUCCAGCCCACCAGCGGGAGGUUGCUGCGGAGCUGCUACCGCGGCGAAGACGACGCGGUGGAGCAGAGCACUGUGCCCAUCCAGGGCUUCCUGGAGGAUUACGUCUUCGUCAUCCAGGCUCUCUUCGACCUGUACGAAGCCUCACUGGAGCAGGGCUGGCUGGAAUGGGCCCUGCAGCUCCAGCACACGCAAGACAAGCUCUUCUGGGACCCCGAAGGCGCUGCGUAUUUCUCCAGCGAGGCUGGUGACUCCUCUCUGCUCCUGCGCCUGAAGGACGACCAAGACGGAGCAGAGCCCACCCCCAACUCUGUCGCCGUCACCAACCUGCUCCGAGCGGCUUCUUACUCCGGCCACAUGGAGUGGGUGGAAAAAGCCGGGCAAAUCUUGGCCGCCUUCUCAGAGAGGCUCCAGAAGAUCCCGAUAACCCUGCCAGAGAUGGCCCCGGCCACCCGAAAGCCCUUGUCUGACAAGGGCCACGCUUAUUUUCCUACAGCCUGGAAGCUGCUGCCUGCACCCAGGCAGGAGCUCGGCCCUGACCGCCUGCGGGUCGCGGCAGCUGAUGGUGUUUUCCAUGCUAGGCUGGAAGAUAUUCCCGGCUCCGCGUUGCCCCGGCUCCUGGAUUGCACAUCUCUGUGCCCCAGGCAGUCGGGAGCUGGAAAUGCCCCCUGGAAGGAUGCAGAGAUUGGGUACCAGGUCUGA
Molecule: messenger RNA, 1735 nt
Organism: Opisthocomus hoazin
Lineage: Eukaryota; Metazoa; Chordata; Aves; Opisthocomiformes; Opisthocomidae
Source: RefSeq, a predicted model, not a curated record